UCAGCUGGAUACCAUACAACUCGAAAGUGAUUUUUAACAAACAAGGAAAUAUAAGCAAAAAUGAAAGUGUUCGCGGCGGUUAUUCUUUGCAUUCUGAUUGCCCACGAGGCCACAUCCCAGUAUUCGAGAUGCGUGAACCCCAACCAAAGGUCUGGACUUUGUGCGCCCAUUAAUGAAUGUCAGACACUGUACGCGGUGUUGCAGAAGGCCAGAUUAACCGAUCUGGAGAAGAGUUUCAUCAAGAACUCGGCCUGUGGAAUGGGCGCGGAUAAUCGACCUUUUGUCUGCUGCACUCAGGACACGGGUUAUGUGAGGAAUCAGAGGAAGACUCCUUCCUUUCCCGACUACGAUGGCUUUGGAGGAGAUUGGGAGGAGGAGAGGCCACAGAGCUUUGCUUUUACCCGACAAGAAACGCGUCCUUGGAGCUUUGGCAACCAAAAUAACCAGCAAGCCAGAGAUAGGACCUCAGUUCAGCAGACCUCAACUGGUGAUGGAUCCAAUUUACUCCCCCAGCCGCCCAGCUGCGGGGGCGUGGCCAUCAGGAACAGGAUCUACGAUGGCCAGGACACCGAUCUCAAUGAGUUCCCCUGGAUGGUCCUGCUGGAGUACCGCAGACGGACUGGAAACGGUCUGUCCACCGCCUGUGCAGGAUCCCUCAUCAAUCAGCGAUAUGUCCUCACGGCAGCCCAUUGUCUUACGGGAAGAAUCGAGCGGGAGAUCGGAACACUUGCCUCGGUGAGAUUGGGUGAGCAUGACACAAGAACGGCGGUGGAUUGCCCCCCAGGUGGAGGAAGUUGCUUGCCGGAGGUCCAGCGUUUGGGCUACGAAGAGAUCCGGGUUCACGAAAGAUACAGCGAAAAGGCCACCAACCAAGUGCACGAUAUUGGCUUGAUUCGCUUGGAGCGCAAUGUUCGCUAUUCGGAUAACAUUCGACCCAUUUGCCUGCCCUCGUCUGUGGGUGCUGAGACCCGUCAGCCGGGUCAACAGUUCACCGUAGCUGGAUGGGGUCGCACCCUGAAGUCGGCCCGUAGUGCCGUCAAGCAAAAGGUCACCCUGAGCUAUGUGGAUCCCGCCAAGUGUCGUCAGAGGUUCUCGCAAAUCAAGGUCAAUGUAGAAUCCACUCAACUCUGUGCCGGUGGACAAUUCCGGCAGGAUAGCUGCGAUGGCGAUUCCGGCGGACCCCUGAUGCGAUUCCGAGGCGAUUCCUGGGUCCUCGAGGGCAUCGUCUCCUUUGGCUACAAGUGUGGUCUUAAGGACUGGCCCGGUGUCUACACGAAUGUGGCUGCCUACGACAUCUGGAUCAGGCAGAAUGUGCGGGCCUAGACAAGUCCAUUGAACUCCCUAUACGUUCAAAGCGAAAAUUGUGAUCUUUACUAUCCUUAACUUAGUAUAGCGACUAACUUAGAUUUUAGUAGCCCCUUGGAAUAUUUAUAUUUUAUACAAAUACAAACAUUUUAACAUUAUA
Molecule: messenger RNA, 1465 nt
Organism: Drosophila suzukii
Lineage: Eukaryota; Metazoa; Arthropoda; Insecta; Diptera; Drosophilidae
Source: RefSeq, a predicted model, not a curated record